This is a messenger RNA of Penicillium atrosanguineum, 1428 nucleotides long. RefSeq lists its product as uncharacterized. The record is from RefSeq and is a predicted model, not a curated record. Bases 1 to 1428 code for a protein of 475 amino acids. Lineage: Eukaryota; Fungi; Ascomycota; Eurotiomycetes; Eurotiales; Aspergillaceae. The transcript is spliced from 2 exons. Gene Ontology annotation, cellular component: vacuolar membrane. Gene Ontology annotation, biological process: amino acid transmembrane transport. Gene Ontology annotation, molecular function: amino acid transmembrane transporter activity.
AUGACCUCCCAAGGCGUGGCACAUGCUGCCACAAACCAUGUCGCCGAUACCAAUUGGGAUGCCGGCAAGGAAAGGCCACAUUCUCCAUCGGGUUCUUCAACUUUCAAGGACAAGACAAUGAAAGAGUUGAGUGAUGUCGAGCAUCAGAUCGCCACUGCCGGAGAGGCAAAAUAUAAGCGUCUCGGAUGGAAGCAGUUGACUCUCAUGCUCAUUGUCGAGGCCAUUGCACUCGGAGCCCUAUCUAUCCCUCAAGCAUUUGCAACAUUAGGAAUGGUCACUGGUGUCAUCUGCUGCGUUGGCAUUGGCCUCAUUGCGAUCUACACCUCAUGGAUCAUCGGUCAGGUCAAACUUGCCUAUCCUGCAGUGCAGCACUAUGGAGAUGUCGGUACCUUGUUGAUGGGUAGAUUCGGUUACGAGCUGUUUUCGUCCGUGUUUGUGAUCCAAUUGCUCUUUGUGAUCGGCUCACAUUGCCUGACUGGAACUAUUGCACUCGCCGAUAUCACAAAGAGUGGUGUCUGUUCUUUAGUAUUCGGCGUUGUGACGGCCAUUGUUCUCUUCUUGCUUGCGCUCCCUUCAUCAUUUGCCGAUAUCACGAUUCUCGGCUACAUUGAUUUUGCCUCUAUCAUCCUUGCCAUCGGCAUCACGAUCAUUGCCACGGGUAUCCAGGGCACCAAUUCGCCCGGUGGCUUAAGCUCUGUAGCUUGGACUGCUCUGCCUAAAGAGAACGUGACAUUCUCCGAGGCCUACGUCGCCAUCGGAGACAUCGUGUUUGCUUACUCUUUCGCAACGUGCCAAUUCUCCUUCAUGGAGGAAAUGCACACACCCAAGGACUUUACCAAGUCUAUCUGGGCACUGGGUCUGAUUGAGAUCGUGAUUUACACCAUCACUGGGGCCGUAAUCUAUGCUUUUGUUGGCCCAGGCGUCCAGUCCCCUGCACUUUUGUCUGCCGGAGACACCAUUAGCAGAAUUGCCUUUGGUGUGGCCCUGCCAGUUAUCUUCAUCUCGGGCUCAAUUAAUGCAAUUGUGACUGGUCGGUUGCUGCAUAACCGAGUCUUCAAGAACAGCGUUAUUCGCUAUGUCAAUACUCCCAAGGGCUGGAUGACGUGGAUUGCUUUCAUUGCAGUCAUCACUAUUCUGGCAUGGGUAAUUGCCGAAGCUAUUCCGUUCUUCUCGGACUUGCUAUCUAUUGUUGCCGCUCUGUUUACGUCUGGCUUCUCCUUCUACUUGCCUCCUAUCAUGUGGCUGGUACUUCUCCGCAAAGGAUCUUUGUUUUCGGGGAAGAACCUGCUUAUUGGCAUCGUCAACUUCCUGGUGUUCCUCUUUGGACUGGCGGUGCUGGUCUGUGGCCUAUACUCCAGUAUCGAUGACAUAAGAAUUCAAUACCGUAACGGGAGCAUUAGUAGCCCGUUCAGUUGUGCCCAGACAUGA